This is a messenger RNA of Penicillium cosmopolitanum, 1359 nucleotides long. RefSeq names its product NAD(P)/FAD-dependent oxidoreductase. Gene Ontology annotation, molecular function: oxidoreductase activity. The record is from RefSeq and is a predicted model, not a curated record. NCBI's taxonomy places the organism in Eukaryota, Fungi, Ascomycota, Eurotiomycetes, Eurotiales, Aspergillaceae. The transcript is spliced from 3 exons. Gene Ontology annotation, cellular component: cytoplasm. The coding region runs from base 1 to 1359 and encodes 452 amino acids.
AUGGCAGAAAGCAAAAACCAUUUCCCCCAGCCUCCAACAGGCUCCACAAAACCAUUCUGGCGGACAUCGCUCCACCCACUAGACACUCACCAGACAACGCCCAACCUCCCAUCCGAGACAGACAUCCUAAUAAUCGGCGGGGGUUAUGCCGGUGCAUCUGCCGCAUAUCAUCUUUUCCCAGAAAACCAAGCUGCCACCCCGCCAAGUGUUGUUCUUCUCGAGGCCCGAGAACUAUGCUCCGGAGCCACGGGUCGCAAUGGGGGUCAUCUGAGACCGGAUCUUUAUUCAAUCACGUCCAAAUAUCUCGAGCGGUAUGGACUAGAAGCUGCGGUUGAAGUUGUUCGAUUCGAAAUAUCGCAUAUCAAGGAGAUAACGGACCUAGUCGCGAGAGAAGAAAUUGACUGCGAACUCACCUUCACCAGAUCUCUGGAUAUCUAUCUAGACGAAGGGGAGUUGCAGCGGAAGAAGGAAUUUGUGGAAUAUCUCCGAGCGCAGAAUCUCGAUUUCAUGGAUGAUGUGGAAUAUUUGUCUGAGACAGAGGCACAGGAAAAAGCCCACGUCCGAGACGCAAAAGGCGGCUUCAGCUUCUCCGCCGGCCACCUAUGGCCCUACAAACUAAUCACCCACCUAAUACGUCUAGCCGUAUCCAGAGGUCUAAAUCUCCAAACCCACACGCCGGUCCUAUCAAUAGGAGAAACCCAAACAGCAGAAGGAUUCUGGCCCGUAACGACCUCCCGAGGAACAAUCCACGCGCGCAAAAUCAUUCUCGCCACGAACGCAUUUACCAGCGCCGUGGCACCGCAGUACUCGAAAGCCAUCAUUCCAUGCAAGGGCCUCUGUACUGCAAUUGAGCCGGGACCCGGCGCCCCGUAUCGGCGCUUACCCGAGACAUAUGCCAUUCGACACGGCCCGGGCGCGUUCAUUUAUCAGAUUUCCCGACAUGAUGGGUCGAUUAUUGUUGGUGGGGCUUCGUAUAUUUUUAAGGAUGAUUUGGGGGAGUGGUAUGGGAAUUCUGAUGAUGGGGGGUUGAUUGGAAAGGCGGAUACGUACUUUGAUGGGUAUAUGCAGCGGACCUUUUUUGGUUGGGAGGAUAGUCGGGCGGAGGUUAAGCAUAUUUGGACUGGUGUGAUGGGAUAUAGUGCCGACUCAUUGCCUCAUGUUGGAGAGGUUCCAGGUAAACCCGGACAGCUAAUUGCCGCUGGGUUCAAUGGGCAUGGUAUGCCUGUGGUUUUUCUAUCCGGGAAGGCUGUUGCGGAGAUGGCACUGAAGUCGGUCUCUUUCGGCGAAACAGGUCUGCCGAGAUUGUUUGAGACAUCGAGUGCUCGACUAGAUCCGGUUUAUGAUGAUAUUCUUGAAUAG